Phytophthora sojae is the source of this 927-nucleotide messenger RNA. RefSeq lists its product as hypothetical. The record is from RefSeq and is a predicted model, not a curated record. The transcript has 3 exons. Lineage: Eukaryota; Oomycota; Peronosporomycetes; Peronosporales; Peronosporaceae. Bases 1 to 927 code for a protein of 308 amino acids.
AUGCCAGAGGGCGACAUUUGGGAGCAAGUAUGCGAGGCGUUCUACGGUCCCGAUAGAGAAGAGCUGUUAGACGGAUUGACAGAGGAGCAAGUUAUCGGGCGUAUCCGUCGCAUUCGCCGCCGAUACUACGGUGGUGAUAUUCACGGAGUUGUGGAAGUCCCUCCCUUCUCCAAAGUGAAAGACUCGGCCAUCCCAUUCUUCCGGUUCCAUUUGGUGACGGCCCACCCCGAUUCUAAGGGCCCAUCCUGCGUUGAAAGAGCUCCUACUCUACAACAGCCGCGUAACCUGUUCACACCGGUAUACUUCGUGCUCUGUACGUCCCAGACUGAGUCCAUGUACGACGAUAUCCUGCAUCUCAUCUACCGCGACACCGGCAAAAAGCUCAAUCCUACAAUUGUCCAUGCUCACGCCCGAUACUACAUCACAGAGUGGAAUGUGUUUGGUAUCGCCAAUACUAUCGUGGCGCGCACAAACAACCCCUUGGAGAGGUUUAACAGGGAGAUGAACGCCGCGUUCAAGCCCCACCCCAAGCUUCGACACUUUGUUUCUACAAUUGCCAAAAUUUCAACUGCUUACGCGCAGCGGCAAGCCAACAUCACGCGCGGUCUACGCAAGAAGAAACAGCGUCCACCACGCGUUGAGUUGCCGGCUGCCCCCGACUUAGCAACAUUGGAAGUUCCGCCUGAGUCGGAAGAUGAAGGUGACUAUGAUGAGCUUGGCGACCAGUCCGACGGCUCAGUCGAAUCAGCUCGUAGUGGCGAAGCUGAUCACUCUUCGGAGGAAGAUGAGCCACCCCGAAAUGCGCAGUCGGCCGAAGACUUGCAGCAGGAAAUUGAUGAGCACGCUAACACUUACAACUUCUUCCUUGACUCGGACAGUGACCACGAUCCAGAUGAAGAAAAUGGCGUGGAGGUGUGGUCAUUCUAG